Molecule: messenger RNA, 2793 nt
Organism: Pezoporus flaviventris
Lineage: Eukaryota; Metazoa; Chordata; Aves; Psittaciformes; Psittacidae
Gene: ACAP3
Product: ArfGAP with coiled-coil, ankyrin repeat and PH domains 3
Exons: 27
Coding region: 129-2762 (877 amino acids)
Cellular component (GO): cytoplasm
Molecular function (GO): protein binding; GTPase activator activity
Source: RefSeq, a predicted model, not a curated record
GAGGAAGAACAGUGGAUACUAGAGGGCACAGGAGCUUUCAGAUAGGGAUUUAGGGAGCACUCAGUGAACAAAAGCAUUCAAGAAAAUCAUUACCACUGUUCCACCAUGAAGCAAAAGAAACAUGAAACAUGCAGGGAGGCCUCUUUGAGAAGUGCCUGUUGAUCACUUCAUGCCUAAGCUGGGCAACCAUUGAUGAAGUGGAAACAGAUGUGGUGGAGAUAGAGGCAAAGCUUGACAAGCUGGUGAAGCUAUGCAGUGGGAUGAUUGAAGCAGGCAAAGCCUACAUCACCACCAACAAGCACUUUGUCACCGGAGUCCGGGACUUGUCACAGCAGUGCAAGAAGGAUGAGAUGAUUUCGGAGUGCCUUGACAAAUUUGGAGACAGCCUGCAGGAAAUGAUUAACUACCACAUGAUCCUGUUUGACCAGGCUCAGAGGUCAGUCCGACAGCAGCUGCACAAUUUUGUCAAAGAUGAUGUCCGGAAGUUCAAGGAAACCAAGAAGCAGUUUGACAAGGUGCGGGAGGACAUGGAGAUUUCCCUGGUGAAGAAUGCCCAGGCACCUCGACACAAGCCCCAUGAAGUGGAGGAAGCAACAGGCACCUUGACCAUAACCAGAAAGUGUUUCCGACAUCUGGCUCUAGAUUAUGUGUUGCAGAUCAACGUCCUGCAGGCCAAGAAGAAGUUUGAGAUCCUGGAUGCGAUGCUGUCCUUCAUGCAUGCCCAGUACACCUUCUUCCAGCAGGGCUACAGUCUUCUCCAUGAACUGGAUCCCUACAUGAAGAAACUAGCCACAGAGCUGGACCAGCUGGUGAUUGAUUCUGCAGUGGAGAAGAGGGAGAUGGAGCACAAGCACGCACUGAUACAGCAGAGGACCCUCCUGCAGGACUUCUCCUAUGAUGACUCGAAGGUGGAGUUUAAUGUUGAUGCCCCAAAUGGAGUGGUGAUGGAAGGCUACCUCUUCAAGAGAGCUAGCAAUGCUUUCAAAACAUGGAAUCGGAGGUGGUUCUCCAUACAGAACAGUCAGCUGGUGUACCAGAAAAAGCUAAAGGAUGUCCUCACAGUCGUGGUGGAAGACCUGCGGCUCUGUACUGUCAAGCCAUGCGAAGACAUCGAGAGGAGAUUUUGCUUUGAGGUCGUCUCACCUACCAAGAGCUGCAUGCUGCAGGCUGACUCGGAGAAGCUGCGUCAGGCCUGGAUCCAGGCUGUGCAAGCGAGCAUCGCUUCUGCGUACCGGGAGAGUCCUGACAGCUACUAUAUUGAAAGACUGGACCGGACUGCUUCCCCAUCAACCAGCAGCAUUGAUUCUGCUACUGACUCCCGGGAGCGCAGUGUGAAAGGAGAAUCCAUCCUACAGAGAGUGCAGAGCAUUCCUGGGAAUGACCAGUGCUGUGACUGUGGUCAGCCAGAUCCUCGCUGGGCCAGUAUCAACCUGGGCAUUCUGCUGUGCAUCGAGUGCUCUGGUAUCCACAGGAGCCUGGGUGUUCACUGCUCCAAGGUCCGAUCUCUCACACUGGACUCCUGGGAGCCAGAGCUGCUGAAGCUGAUGUGUGAGCUGGGGAACAGCACCAUGAAUCAGAUUUAUGAGGCACAGUGUGAAGAGUUGGGACUUAAGAAGCCAACAUCAGGGAGCUCCAGGCAGGACAAGGAAGCCUGGAUCAAAGUGAAGUAUGUGGAGAAGAAAUUCCUCAAGAAGCUGCCAAACGGGGAGACGCUAACAGAGAACGAGCGGAAACCUCGGCGCUGGUGUGUGAAGAAGUGCCAGAGGAACAACAGCACCACCAAAGCACCCACAGCUCGCAGGAAGUACCGCCACGAAGCAGGCAACGCAUCACCAGCCAUGUUGUCCUCAGCAGCUACGCUGGAGAGGAAGUUCCGCCGAGAUUCCCUCUUCUGCCCCGACGAGCUGGACUCUCUCUUCUCCUACUUUGACACUGGUGCUGGCUCCGGCCCACGUAGUGCCAGCCACAUCUCUAUGCAGCAUCCGCUAGCAGCUGGCCCAUGGAGUGGCAGUGGCAUUGGUCCCGGUGGGAGCGGUACGCCGUUCCUCCUGGACGGAGGUCUGAGCAGUGACAGUGGACUCGGAGGGAGCACAGAUGGCAGCACGGAUAUCCUCGUGUUUGGCUCUGUGGUGGACAGCGUGACAGAGGAAGAGUGCGAGGUGUCAGAGGAGUCGAGUGGUGAAGCAGAGAUUGAACAAGAAGCAUCAGAUUUGGAGGACCUGAGGGAGCUGCAUCCUGGCUUGUUGAUCUACAAGGCAGCACAAGCCCGAAACCUGCCUCUCAUGGCAGAAGCACUUGCAAAUGGGGCUGAGAUCAACUGGGUGAAUGAUGAAGAUGAGAACAAAACUCCUCUGAUUCAAGCUGUGAUGGGGGGCUCCUUGAUAGCCUGUGAAUUCCUGCUGCAGAAUGGGGCAGAUGUUAACCAAAGAGAUAUCCGAGGCCGAGCUCCCUUGCACCAUGCCACAUACCUGGGGCACACUGGUCAGGUCUGCUUGUUCCUCAAGCGAGGAGCAAAUCAGCACGCGGUGGAUGGCGAUGGGCAGGACCCGCUCAGCAUUGCAGUCCAGGCAGCCAAUGCAGACAUAGUCACCUUGCUGCGUCUGGCUCGGAUGAAUGAGGAAAUGCGAGAAGCAGAGGGGCCCUUUGGACAACCAGGAGAUGCCACGUACCUGGACAUCUUCCGGGAGUUCUCUUACAUGGCUUCAAACAACCCUGAGAAGCUCAAAAGAAGGAGCCUGCACUUCAGCCACUCCUGCAGAUAGCCCCAUCUAUCCAUCCAUCCAUCCCUCAUCC